UAUUUCCCCCAUCAUUCUUUGAUGUCAUGGAGCACUUGCCUAUCCAUCUACCUCGUGAAGCAGCACUAGGCGGUCCAGUUCAGUACCGGUGGAUGUAUCCUUUUGAGCGUUAUAUGUUCCAUUUGAAGAAAAAAGUAAAAAAUCUUAGCAAAGUUGAGGGAUCAAUAGUAGCUCAAAGCAUAAACGAGGAGACUUCUCAUUUUUCGGCCUACUAUUUUGCUCCAAAUGUCCAAACAAAAGCAAGAAAACCAGGUAGGUACGAUGAUGGGGGUGUGCGGCCUUUUUACCAUACAUCUGUCCCAGAUAUCUUUUCUCAAAUCGGGAGACUGAGUGGGAAGAAAAGAGAAGUAUGGUUUACAGAUCAAGAAUUUAAUCACAUUCAUACUUACAUACUCCGGAACUGUGACGAUGUCAUACCAUUCGAGAAGAUCUUUGAUGAUCAAGUGUCUGGAGCGUAUCCAAACAUGACAGAGGCUCGAAAAGAGGAAAUGAAGCAGACACAAUAUGCUAAUUGGUUAAAAUAUUAUAUCAAAUCAGCCGCAAGUAGGCAGGAACACUAUCCAACAUGGUUUGAAGAGUUGGUUGGAGGUCCUCUAUCAAGGGCAAUGGCAUACCCGAUGUAUUGCACUCGAGGCUACGUUUUCAUAAAACGUCCAGGGAUUACUAACAGAAAAACAGUGAAUUAUGGGGUCGUUGUUCGUACAGAUUCGAUAGACUACUAUGGUGAAAUUACUGAUAUAUUAGAGGUUGAAUAUCCGGGAGUCAUAAAUUUGAAAUGUAUACUCUUCAAGUGUGACUGGUAUGAUCCUAGAGUUGGAAGAGGUGUUAGACUUACAAAGUAUGGUGUCACAGAGAUCAACUCGACUAAGCAGUUAAGAAAGUACGAUCCGUUUAUACUUGCAUCUCAGGCAGCACAGGUUUGCUACAUACCAUAUCCACAAGUAGGUGUUCGACAAUAUCCAUGGAUUACGGCUCAUCAAAUAAAUCCAAGAAGCAGAGUUGAUGGGGUGAAAGAAAAGGAACCGCUACAACAAAUUGCAGUAAACGAAAUUACGCAAGUAGAUCAAUCUGUCGGUGACAUUCCCCUCGUUGAUAUUGAGAACAUAGAACUCGAAGAGAUAUGGGAAAAUGCGGAAGACGAAGAGGAUGGAGAAGAGUUUGAAGAUCAAAAUGAUUCUGCUAGUUCAGAUUAUUCUUCCGAUUCUGAGUAAAUCAAAUAUAUCGUCUUUAGUUUUAUA
Arabidopsis lyrata subsp. lyrata is the source of this 1238-nucleotide messenger RNA. RefSeq lists its product as uncharacterized. The record is from RefSeq and is a predicted model, not a curated record. NCBI's taxonomy places the organism in Eukaryota, Viridiplantae, Streptophyta, Magnoliopsida, Brassicales, Brassicaceae. The transcript is spliced from 3 exons. Bases 27 to 1211 code for a protein of 394 amino acids.